Molecule: messenger RNA, 3759 nt
Organism: Cladocopium goreaui
Lineage: Eukaryota; Dinophyceae; Suessiales; Symbiodiniaceae
Source: the annotation of a GenBank genome assembly
AUGUACUGUUCCGUAUGCCAGCAACCAUGGCAAAACGUGAUCGACCAGUCCUAUGUACACGGCUCGAAGCAGACGGUACAGACGGACCAAGGCCAGUAUCAGCAGUCACCAUGGCAGCAGCAUCAACAACAAGACUGGCAAGCGCACUGGCAGUCGACAUCUUCGAGAGGAAGGACACCUUCUCCGAGGCAAAGACAACGGCCAAAGAGCGUCAAAGGCAACAAGACCCCCAAACAGAACCAGCCGCAGCAGAUGCAGGCUCCGCCCAUGAUGAUGCCGGCUGUUCCCAUGGGGCAGAUUGCACCGAUGCCUGUCAUGUUCCCCCAGCAGGCAAUGCAGUAUCCAAUGCAAGGGACAAUGCCUCCAUUGCCCCCACCAGAUGCAGCAUGGCAACCGCCUGCCAAUCCCAAUUUGGCGAAAAUGCCAGCUCCAGUUCCUGCUGCACUACAUCCGAUGGCUAUGCCUUUUACCCCCACGAUGCCAGCACCGCCAAUGCCAAAAAUGCCGGCGACAUCGAUGACAUCAAGUUCCGACACCGAUGCCGAGGUCAGAGGGCUGAUGACCAUGAUGAGGGGAAGACAAUCCGAGCUACCAGAGGAUAUGCAAAAGAAGGUCCAAAAGGUCUUGACCAAAUUUGGACAGCAAUCAUCCACGGAUUUGCAUGCAGCCGUCACUGCUCUGGACACUGCACGACAGAACUACGACGAGGCUGUCACAGCCCGGAAUCAACACCACAACAUGUGGAAGAAGUUCCUAUCGGACGCUGUCCAGUUGUGGCAGACGUAUGCACAGCAAUUCAUGGAGCAGGAGAAGAAGCUGCAAGAGCAAGUGAGCACUUCCAAGGACGCAUUGCUCUCCGCCAAGAAGGACCUCGAGAAUUCCAAGCUGGCAAAGCUUGGCACUGGCGACGUGCAGAACAUCACCUCGGACGAGGAGACGGAGGAUCCAGAUUCUACGAGUGCGGCCCAAGCUGCCACCAAGAUCACGGAAACGAUGGAGGGUCUGGCCAGUUCUUUGCAGUCCCUACAUCAAGAAGCCGAAGCUAUGGUGGCGGAAGAAGCUCACGCUGCCAAGAGGCCAAGAACCACGCCAAAAGCAGAAGACGCUGCAAUGGAAGAUCCAAAGCAUGGGUCGCAUUUUGGCAAGGAGCGCAACUUUCUCAAUGAGUGGGCAGCUAUUGAAGAAGCGCGUUGCCUGGCCUUUGAUAUUGGGACCUAUAACGGCAUUGUGAUCGAGGAGUUCAACUCUCGCAAGCGAUUGAAGUCACCUACAAGCUCUGUAUCACCGGCCAGGGGAUUGGGUUUUGCUCCUGAUGUCGACGUUCUGAUCGGACUUGAGGAUGAAUUGGUCAUGUACAAGACUGUUGUUCCCGAGAUCAGUCUUUGCAAAGGACUCAUGCCAUGGAGGACAGGCCUUCAGCGCGGCGGCAGUUUUUCCCAUCAGCCACCGGAUGACGUUGAUUUUGAGUGGACUCGACAGAAUCCUCUACCAAUGAAAUGCCCUGCAUCAUCCACAAGCGACCGCACGGGCCACAUUGAUCAAGAUCGACCCUCAGGAGAUCUGAGCCUGCCUCAUGCCAGUGGAACACAGCGACCAACAGAGACACCUUCGUGGCAACAGGAACUUCUCACACUCCUGGAACAAGAAGGACAAAUCGAUUUGGGUGAGGAUGACUUUGUAGUGUAUGCAAGUUCAUUCUUCAUUGAUCAUCUACGACUCCAAUUCCACAACGAACCUCGGGUGCUACGAUUUGAUGCCGAUUAUCAAGAUUGGGACAGCACCACACGGUUCAUAUGGGAAGAUCUUGCAGAUCCCAAUUUGCCGCUGGAGAUUGUCAUCGUCAAGCCAGAUCCUCCAAGAUUUCCCUUUCCGGGCACCAGUGCGACAGUAAUAGUCCACCAGAACCUCAGACCAGAACGUGCCGCAUGCCUCAUCACGACGGUACGCAUUCAGGAUCCUGAGACUAUUUUCCAGCACACAGCACACUCUGUUGAGAGACGUUUGAUGCCCGCACGAGUUCUGCAGUUAGCUGGUGUUGAACAACUCUGCCAACAACGAGAAGCACAAGGUUUUGGACCCUGUACACUACACAUUGGACAUCAAGUCCUGCCGAUGGACCAGGACAUUGACAUCCACCAUGGUUUGGGUCUACACAUCAGGAUUCCCUCGACGCUAUCUCAAGAGGAGGCGGAACAAAAUUUGGUUCGUCGACUUCAACAGCAACGACGUAACAGGGAAGGAGAUCACUGGGAUCCGGCGCUUGGAGAUGAUGAACCCGAGGCUGGGCACCCACCCCGCUCGAGGCCGCGCCAUGCGGCACCAGACAAUGAGCCGCCAGAGGAUGCUAUCUCCUUCAUGGGCAGACGACCGGUCAUGCAAAAUGCUCUUCGUCUUGAGGCAUCUUCAUCGACAUCUUCUUCCAGUAGCACUAUAUCAUCAGUCUCAUCGUCGGCAGUGUCGUCUACGGACUGGAGAUCGACAGUUAUCCACACACUGGAUGGACGAUCUAUUUCGGCCAGGCUUCCAUGGAAUGACUAUGACCAGAUCGUGGUACAAGCCGCAAUCGCACUUUCUCUGGAGAAGACAGCAGUCCUGCGUGUACAAGCAGUGCUUCAACGCCCAAUUGACUAUGUCCAGGUCGACUUGCACUGCCUGAUCCUACAAAGAUCGCAUGAGUUCCGUCCCUCUCCAACCGAAAGACUCACACUUGUUGACCUUGAAAUCCAUGUCGACAAUGAUGUUCAACCUACACCUUUCAGUCGGAGGGCAAGAUGGCUACCUUAUGUAACCACAAGACAGACACUCUUGCGAGUAUUGCGCCUGGAGACUUUAUGUGCACAGCCACAGGCAUGCCACCUGUGGCGCAAUAACAUUCUCAUUGAGGAGCAUGCGGCCACACCGAUGCAUAUUGCUGAUGGUGACUACAUAAAAGUCUUUGUGGGCGAGCUGGCUGAGCAGGACACCUGCCUCUCAGACAUCGACCUUGAGCAGAGUGACACAGAUAGCGCAAGGUCAAUCUCAGAAGAGGAAGAGACACACAGCCUCUUUCAAAGGAAUGCUGUACAAGUGCAACGCGCUUGCCAAACAGUCCUCCGACAGUUUGAGCCAUGGACCUUACGCACAGCACCAGAGCACAUCGUUGCUGGUAGCUUUUCCCGAGCUCUACGUCCUCCACAGACACCUGAACCACGCAUUCAGAUUCAAAGUGGAUUCCAUCGUGGUGAUGGCCAAAGAUUGCUCAACACCUUCGAACAGGAAUCCUUUGUUGAGUGCACUGAGGAGGGACCAGUGGCGUACAUCGACACGUGGUAUGUACAUCAUCAACGACAACCACACUGCAGAAGAGCACGACCUUUCCGACUCCAAGGUGAUGUCGCCACAUGGAAGGAUGAGAUCUUGGAACUGUGGUCGGACACGAUCGAUCCUGAUCUGGCAACCACCGUACAUGUUGUGAGGCCUACACCGCCAUGUGCGAUGACAGAAUGUGUGAUGGCACAUCUGAUCUUGGAGCAGUCAGAAAGGCCACAGUUCACGGUCGGGCUCAUCACAGUCUAUGUAUCGGAUGGACGCAGAGACAGCACUGAACAUGCCGCAUACUCACUGCCAGAUAUGAUGACUGCACAAAUGGUGUUGCGUUUUGCGGACAUGCAACUGACCUGCCAAACAAGGCUAUGCUCAGUAUCCAUUGGCGGCAUCCCCUUUGCUCACCAUGAUUGGGAAGAAGUUCCGCGUGCUACUGGUCUUACCAUUAGCAUUUGA